AUGCAUUGCGUUCAGAAGUUGGGGUUUGUUCCACAUUUGUUUGAUGUGCACCGAGCAGGGGCCACUGGACGGAAACAGAGCGCUGCAGCUUGUACAGCGAUCAGGAAGCGUACCCGAAAACAAGUCCAGGCGCUCUUUACCGGGCUUGUUGAGGAGCUUGGCACCAUCGUGCAGCGCACGGAGACACAACGUGAGCCUCCCGCAGUGGAGCUCAGCAUCCGUGCGCCGGGUAUCUUUCCAAGUCUGAAGCUUGGCGAUAGCGUGGCGGUGAACGGUGCAUGUCUGACGGUCGCGUCGCUUUUGCCGCAACCGGCUUUCCAGGUGACCCUCGCCCCGGAGACACUGAGACGCACGAGUCUCGGGCAGCUCGGCCUCGGGGAUCAAGUGAACCUGGAACGUUCCAUGGCCGCUGACGGUAGGUUCGGAGGUCACAUCGUGCAAGGACACGUGGACACCACCGGUGAGGUGCUCGACGUGCGCCUCGAAGGCGAUGCGCUGUGGUAUACGGUUCGGGUGCCGCGUUCAGCAGCGUCCAUGGGGUCAGCGCUACAGCCGGACUGCUUUCUGUAUGUUGUGCCCAAGGGGUUCAUCGCUGUGGACGGGGUCAGCUUGACAGUGUGUGACGUGAACGAUCGAGAGCGAACGUUCACGUUCAUGCUUGUUCCAUACACUCAGGAACAUGUGACGUUACCGGGACGACGCCCUGGUGACCUCGUGAAUCUGGAGAUGGAUAUCAUCGGCAAGUACGUUCAGCGACUUGUUGAAUCACGACUAUCCGCGGUGCGCUGA
Molecule: messenger RNA, 789 nt
Organism: Cyanidioschyzon merolae strain 10D
Lineage: Eukaryota; Rhodophyta; Bangiophyceae; Cyanidiales; Cyanidiaceae
Product: riboflavin synthase alpha chain
Exons: 1
Coding region: 1-789 (262 amino acids)
Biological process (GO): riboflavin biosynthetic process
Molecular function (GO): riboflavin synthase activity
Source: RefSeq, a predicted model, not a curated record